Molecule: messenger RNA, 1185 nt
Organism: Hibiscus syriacus
Lineage: Eukaryota; Viridiplantae; Streptophyta; Magnoliopsida; Malvales; Malvaceae
Exons: 10
Coding region: 67-1185 (372 amino acids)
Source: RefSeq, a predicted model, not a curated record
AUCCCUACCUUUUCUCUUUCUUCUUGAAAAAGAAAAAAACAGAGAGAAAGCGUGGGAAAGUUCACCAUGGUUUUCACGAACAAAGCUAUCAAUCUUACGAGUAUUGGCUCAGUUCUUCCUUCUUCUGUUGUUAAGCCCAAGAAUUCAUCAAGCAGGGCUCAAAUGAAAUUAAGGGAGUCGAAAAAUUCAUCGGUUAAAGCAGUUCAAAGCCCGGCUGUGGAAUCGGAAACUGGGAAAUGGGUCCGACAGAGACGACCCCAGAAUGUCGACGGAGAUUUCUUUGUAGAUCAUACCUGCAUAGAUUGUGAUACUUGCCGAUGGAUGGCUCCGCAAGUCUUCACAAGAGUUGGUGAAAUGUCUGCAGUUUAUAAACAGCCAACUUCCGGUGAGGACCGGCUCAAGGCUCUCCAGGCCUUGCUUUCUUGUCCAACAAGUUCGAUCCGUACCGAAGAACCUCCUCCCGAUAUCGUCGAAGCUCAGAACACAUUUCCCAUCCCAGUAGACGAAGAGAAACUUCCUGGUGUUUAUCACUGUGGAUAUCAUUCUGAGAAAUCAUAUGGAGCUGCUUCCUUCUUGAUCAUUCAUCCUGACGGAAAUAUACUUAUAGAUAGCCCGAGAUUCACCGAGAAACUUGUGAGGAAGAUCGAGACGCUGGGCGGGGUGUGCUAUAUGUUUCUAACACACAAGGAUGAUGUUGCAGAUCAUGGGAAGUGGUCAAAGCGGUUUAGCUGUGAUCGGAUUCUGCACUCGGAAGACGUAGAAGUUUGUACUGCCGAUGUCGAGAUGAAGCUGGAGGGGAACGGUCCAUGGAGCCUCGGAGACGACGUUAUGCUUAUACACACUCCAGGCCACACAGAAGGAUCUGUUUGCUUGCUUUAUAAGUCGCUUAAGAUUCUAUUUACCGGAGACCAUCUGGUAAUGACUAAAUCCGGACUCAGCAUUAUGGAGAGGUACAACAAAAGUUCAGUGCCUGAACAGGUGGACAGUGUUAAAAAGUUGUUGGAUUUUGAUUUCAAUCGGAUCAUACCAGGUCCGUACCUUGUCUCGUGUUGUGUCGUGUCAAUCCGAACUAUAUAUACUUGUCAAACACGAAACAUACUUCCUCUUACACUCUUCAUCCAUGGACCAUUGCCAUAUUUGAAACUCGGCAGAAGUUCGAUUCAUCGUCUUCGUCCUCAUAUUUGA